This is a messenger RNA of Aphanomyces astaci, 1925 nucleotides long. RefSeq lists its product as hypothetical. The transcript has 11 exons. The record is from RefSeq and is a predicted model, not a curated record. Bases 13 to 1893 code for a protein of 626 amino acids. Lineage: Eukaryota; Oomycota; Saprolegniomycetes; Saprolegniales; Verrucalvaceae.
ACUAGCUCAAACAUGCACGCGUAUUACAUGCAGUAUCAGCAGCAGCAGCAAUGGCAGGCGGCACAGCAAGCUAUCAAGCAGCAGCGCCACCACCACCACCAACAGUUGCGGCAAAGCAUUCGAGAAUUGCGCCAAAGUACACUGAGAGACGUGUUGCGAGAUCGAAACGCAGCCAUGAUGAACCAGCUGCAGGACAUUCAGCACCACUUGCAUAAACACGACGAGCAACAAUCGCAAGCUGCCAUGACAGAAUUACUCCAGCAAAUUCUGCACCAGCAGAAAAAGGUGGAGAAACUGUUGAGUCAACCUCAGCCAUCCGAUCUGAAUCCACAGGCAGAGGAGGAGCCAGCGAAUGCCCCGAAUGUUCCGCAACAAGCCGACGCAAGGGGGGCAGCUAUCAAUCCCUCCCAACCACCACCAAGACAAGCAGCCAAACGGACAUCUGCCAUUCCUGCCACAUCGAAGUCGCUGGAUCCUGCAGAAGGAACAGCGGCAGCAGCCCCUUGGACUGGCGGGCCUCCAAAACGUCCACCGACGGCUGGGGCUGCCGCGGCUCCAGUGGAACGUUCCCAAGCAGGCCCCCACAACGCCACGCCACAUCACGACCGAGGGGGCAAAGAAGAAGUAAUGCCUGUGACGGGGGGCGCCCUCUUUUCCGAGGACGAGGAACAGUUGCUGGCCAUUCCAGAAGAUGACUACGACACCAACGACAUUUUAGCCGAUCCGCCGCCGCCUUCCCAAGGCAAGGAGGAUGUAGCCGCUCAGGUGACAGUCACGAUUCAGGAAUCCAAGCGACAUGACUCGAUGCGGCGAAAGGCGCUGAUGCAGCACAUGAAUCACAGCACCACGGGUCUGAAGCGGCCGCAGUGGCGCCUCGAUGCCGACGCCGCCAACGGAGUCGUGUCGACGUUUGGGGAAGGGGCCAUGGCUCCCGUGCAAGUGUUUCGGUCGGUGGCGAUGGUAGUGCUCAGCGUGGUGUGUCUGCAACGGCUGUCCCUGGCGCGCCGCAAGACGUUGCGGGACGAAGAAGCCCAAGUGAUGGCAAACAUGAUUCAAGUCUAUGUCGAAGCCACUCGAUCGUGGAUGGCCAAGGAAGUGCGGGUGCCCAUCGCGUCCGUGCUACAGGAUCCAACUAUGAACUUUGGCGGAGGAGGGGGUGGAGCGGACAAAGGCUUGAAGAAGAAGUACAAGACCCUUUUGUUUCCGAAAAAGGUCCCCAAGAAUACCCCCCAAGCCCUCGUUCAACUCAAAGUGCGACUCAAAGGCAUUGUCGACGCCAUCGUGAAAACGACGCUCCGGCCGCAAGACACGCCGGAUGCGAUCGCCAAAUUUCUUCGACGAGUUACCACCGACGGCGUGUACUUUCCGCCAGAUUACUUGUCGGCCGAAGAGCGCACGGCACUCGAGUUUAAUUCACUUGGUGCGACGAGAAACAUGACAAUGAACCCGCACAGGUUCAACGUGGUGGUGCUCAACUUCGUUGUGGUGCGGAUCGUGGUGCCCGACUUGAUUCUACGGCCGUGGGAAGGUGGCAUUGGCAGCAAAGUGCAACCUGCUGCCCAAGUGCAGCACAACCUACGAGUGCUAGCCACCGCCAUGUACACGCUGUGCCAGCAAAUCGUACCCACCGCGUUGCUAGAUCCUGGAACUGCGGCGCCAGCUGUGGUCAGCAGCGAGCCCCCCCCGCAAGCGCAGAGCUCCACAAUGCGCUUGCUGACUCAGAUACCCGCCCUUUUGUACCCCAAAGAUGUACUGCCCCUCCAUGACGUCGACUUUGCUGCGUUUCUCAUCGACCAACAGGAAAAGCUGCAGACUUGGCUGCAUCAGCUGCAGCUAGUUGUGCAUACACAGCCACCCGGGAAACCGACCACAACCAACGAGUACCAUAAUUAAUGCAAAUAAUACAACUUCAGGCUCUACCACGA